AUGAAACUCUCAUCAGCCUGGACAGCUUUUAUUUUGCUACUUAUUCAAGGAGCAUCAAGGGCCUGCACAGUGAAGAAACUGGGCAGCAGCACAGGAAGAUUUGCCAAUGCCACAUUAGUGCGGCUAUCUGAGUUUCUGAGCGCGGGUUAUAAGAAGGGAGUGAGACCAGUGAAAGACUGGAGGACAUCCACUAUAGUGGCCAUAGACCUCAUGGUUUACUCCAUCCUCAACGUGGAUGAGAAGAACCAGGUUUUGACAACAUAUGUGUGGUACCGACAGGCGUGGACAGAUGAAUUCCUGGUGUGGGACCCAGAAGACUUUGAUGAAGUCAAACAAGUUUCUAUACCUACUGCUAAUGUGUGGGUGCCCGACAUCCUCAUCAAUGAGUUUGUAGAUGUGGGGAAGUCUCCAGAUAUCCCUUACGUCUAUGUGACAUAUGAUGGCCUGGUGCGCAACUACAAGCCCAUCCAGGUGGUCACAGCCUGCACUCUCAACAUCUACAACUUCCCAUUUGAUGUCCAGAAGUGCAGUCUCACCUUCCAGAGUUGGCUACAUACCGUUGAUGACAUUAACAUCACCCUGAUGCGAAGCCCUGAGGAGCUCAGGGAGGACAAGAGGGUCUUCAUGAACCAAGGAGAGUGGGAGCUGCUUCAUAUACUGUCCAAAUACAGUAACUUCAGCGUGGACAAUGAUGACCAUUAUGCUGAGAUGAAGUUCCAUGUGGUGAUCCGGCGGCGGCCAUUGUUUUACACCGUGAACCUGCUGCUGCCCAGUAUCUUCUUGAUGGUGAUGGACGUUGUGGGUUUCUAUCUGCCACCAGACAGUGGAGAGAGGGUUUCCUUCAAGAUCACUUUACUGCUGGGCUACUCUGUCUUCCUCAUCAUCGUAUCUGACACUCUGCCUGCCACCGCCAUAGGAACCCCGCUGAUAGGUGUUUACUUCGUGGUUUGCAUGGCUCUCCUGGUGAUCAGCCUAACAGAAACCGUGCUGAUUGUGCGUCUGGUGCACAAGCAGGACCUACAGACCCCUGUGCCCCACUGGGUGAAGUACUUGGUGUUGGAGAGAGCUCCGGUCCUCUUCUGCAUUCACAAGAAGCACCGCCUUUGCUCCAGACUAUCCUCUCAGGCUUCUGACCUGGAACACUACAAUUAUGGGACUGCCCAGUGCACCCUCCACCACACUUGUGAGAUAGGCCGAAGGAUCAGCCAACACGACAGAGAAGGCGGGCUGCUUGGACUGGGCCUGCCCCCCUCCAGGGACCCCACACCGCCUGUCAUGGACAACAUCCUGCAGGAAGUGACAGCGAUACGCCACUUCCUGGAGAAGAGAGACAGGUGCCGGGAAGUUGCCAAGGAGUGGCUGCAGGUCGGCUACGUGCUGGAUGUGCUGCUCUUUCGAGUUUACUUAGUGGCCAUAGUGGCCUACAGCAUCACACUGGGCACGCUGUGGUCAGUGUGGCAAGUGGCCUGAGUUUCACUCCUGUGCUGCUGUGGACACAAGCUCAGUGGGUAGAGCAUAGAAUUGAAAAGGCCUGUUAUUGGCUCUAUGCCCUGUGUAGCUCAGUCGAUACAGGUAGGCACUCACAUAGUAAUGGAACAGGGAAAGACUUCCUGUACUUGGGGCCUACGUACAAAGGUUAAGUAACAGAGUUUGCCACUGUAUCCCUCC
This is a messenger RNA of Larimichthys crocea (large yellow croaker), 1668 nucleotides long. RefSeq names its product 5-hydroxytryptamine (serotonin) receptor 3A (gene htr3a). The transcript has 9 exons. Gene Ontology annotation, molecular function: transmembrane signaling receptor activity; extracellular ligand-gated monoatomic ion channel activity. NCBI's taxonomy places the organism in Eukaryota, Metazoa, Chordata, Actinopteri, Sciaenidae. The record is from RefSeq and is a predicted model, not a curated record. Gene Ontology annotation, cellular component: postsynaptic membrane. Gene Ontology annotation, biological process: monoatomic ion transmembrane transport. The coding region runs from base 1 to 1470 and encodes 489 amino acids.